AUGGCCAGAUUAGGGUGCAUUCUAUUGGUCCGUGCUUCGAGCGUCUUCGAGGUCAUUUUCAUGAUGACGAGUCCCAAAGCCGCAGUGGCUUUCACAGAGAGAUUUCUGCAAGACCUCCCUCCAUAUGAAGUGGUUCACCCUGUCAGUGUUGACGCCAGAGGCCACUUCCUGUCCAACUCUCUGUCUCAGCAUACUCGUCGAGUGCGGCGUCGGGAGGCCUCGGAGAUAACAAUAGACACAGAUAGAGUCUUCUACCAGUUCCUCCAUGACAGCCAUCGUUUGCACUUUAACCUCACCCUGAAUCCAAACCUGCUGGCUCCGGGCUUCCUGACGGAGCGGAGGUACGGUGGCCUGGAUGGAGCAAAGAUCCAUCAUCCAAGGAUCUCCCAGUGCCAUUUUUUGGGUGAGGUCUGGGAUGAUACCACUGUUCAAGGGAGCGCAGCGAUAAGUACAUGUGAUGGACUGGUGAGUGGAUCAUUUGGUCUGCCUUCAGAUUCCCGACACAGUUUAGAGGAAAGCGAGCGACGGCGUGCACGGUGGGAGCACAGGCGCCACAGGAGAAGGAUUCGACAACGCUCAGUGAGCAAAGAGAAGUGGGUGGAAACGUUGGUGGUGGCUGACCCUAAGAUGGUCGACUACCAUGGGAGUAAAGCUGUGGAGAACUAUGUUCUUGCUGUCAUGAACAUUGUAGCAGGUCUGUACAAAGAUGCCAGCAUCGGAAAUGCCAUCAACAUCGUUAUAGUUCGACUCAUUUUACUGGAACAAGAUGAGGAUGAUUUAAAGAUUACACACCAUGCUGACAACAGCUUGAACAGCUUUUGCAAGUGGCAGAAGAAACUCAACAUGAAAGGAGACGACCACCCUCUGCAUCAUGAUGUAGCUGUUCUGCUCACCAGGAAGGACAUAUGUGCGGCUGUCAACACACCGUGUGAGACUCUGGGACUGUCUCACGUGGCAGGGCUGUGUCAGCCACAUCGCAGUUGCAGCAUUAGUGAAGACACGGGACUCCCAAUGGCCUUCACGGUGGCACAUGAGAUGGGACACAACUUUGGGAUUCAGCAUGAUGGUAACGGUAACGACUGUGAACCCGUUGGGAAAGGACCUUUCGUCAUGUCUCCUCAGCUUUUGUACGGCACCUUCCUGCCCAGGUGGUCACGCUGCAGCCGUCAGUACAUCACCCGCUUUCUGGAUCAAGGCUGGGGCUGGUGCCUUGAUGAUGUCCCAGUGAAGGACAAGUUGUCUCUGACGUCGUUGCUUCCUGGAGUUCUGUACAGUGCUGUACAUCAGUGUCGCCUGCAGUAUGGAUCCUGGUCCCGUCUUUGCAAUGACAUGGAUAACGUCUGCAGCACUCUGUGGUGCACUGUGGGAGCAACCUGCCACUCAAAGCUGGAUGGAGCUGUGGAUGGGACCAGCUGUGGGGAGAACAAGUGGUGUAUCAGCGGAGACUGUGUACCGGUGGGAUUUCACCCUGAGAGUGUGGACGGUGGCUGGGCUUCAUGGAGCGAGUGGUCAGCCUGUUCCAGGACUUGUGGAGCUGGUGUCCAGACUGCUAGAAGAGACUGUGAUAACCCGACGCCAAAACACAGAGGGAAAUAUUGUUUGGGAGAGCGACAAAAGCACCGUAUCUGUAACACCACGCCAUGUCCUCAUGGUGAGCCCAGCUUCAGGAACGUCCAGUGCAGUCACUUCAACAGCUUGCCGUACAAAGACAAGUUCUACAAAUGGGAGGCAGUCAUCAGCAAAGUUAAUCCUUGUGAGUUGCACUGCCGUCCACUCAAUGAGCAAUUUUCUGAGAAGAUGCGAGACGCUGUUGUUGAUGGGACGCCGUGUUACGAAGGCAACAAAAGCAGAAAUAUGUGCAUCAACGGAAUUUGUCAGAAUAUAGGCUGUGAUUAUAUGAUUAACUCCAACUCUGUGGAGGAUCGCUGCGGAGUCUGUAAUGGCAACAACUCCACCUGUAAAACUGUCAGAAGAACGUUUCAGGAGAGUGAAGGCAUCGGAUAUGUUGACAUUGGGCUGAUUCCUGAGGGAGCCUGGGACAUCCUGAUUGAAGAAGUGGCAGAAGCUGGGAAUUUCUUGGCGCUGCGAAGUGAUAACCCCAGCAAGUAUUUUCUGAACGGAGGCUGGACGAUUCAGUGGAACGGAGAGUAUAAAGCAGCUGGAACAGUGUUCACCUAUGAGAGGACAGGACAGCUGGAAAACCUGACAUCUCCCGGCCCCACAGUGGAGACUCUGUGGAUUCAGCUUCUCUUUCAGGAGACCAAUCCAGGAGUGCGAUAUGAGUACACCAUCCGUCGAAAUGUCUCAGAGGACAAGAAUACCCCAUCUCCUGUUUACUUCUGGAAAUAUGGAUCUUGGAGUGAAUGUAGUGUCACUUGUGGAACAGGUGUUCAGAGACAGACUGUUUACUGUGUUGAAAAGAUGACUGGUUUAGCUGAGGAGCGUUUGUGUGACCCCUCCACCCGACCCGAUGACAACCACACCAGCUGUACCAAGGAUCCAUGUCCAGCCACAUGGUGGGUCGGAGAUUGGCAGAAAUGCUCAGCAAGCUGUGGAAGCUUGGGCCUGGCUAAAAGGAUCGUUCUCUGCAUCCAGGCUGUGAGUGCAGACAGGCAGAAAGCUCUGCAUCCCAGCAACUGUGAGCAUCUCCCCAAACCAGAGUCCAUAUCUGCCUGCAACACGCACACGCCCUGCCAAGCAGACUGGGUCACUGGCAGCUGGUCAAUGUGCUCACAGACCUGUGGAACUGGAUUCCGUUACCGUAAUGUCACCUGCUCAAACACAAGUGUUGAUUGUGACCCUCAAAAUAAACCUUUCGCUGUCACAGCCUGCCAUAUUCAGGUUUGUACACAGCUUGUUGAUCAUUUUGGAGGCAUCGAAUGGUCUGGGAGUGGAUGGUCCAGUAAUGACGUGCUCAAUGAAAUUAACCCCAUUCCUGAAGUCAAGCCUCCUCCCAAAUACAGCACCACCAGAAGCCAGCCAAGAACCAGUAACGACUGGAACAACAUUGACGAGGGAGACUUUCACUACCGCAACAUUGAAAAUAAUGAACAUCCUCAAGAAAUUAGUGUUCCUGUUGAUGAUUUUUACUACGAUUAUAACUUUAUCAACUUUCAUGAAGAUUUAUCUUUUGACUUUGAGAGCAAUGAAGAGAGAUCAGAAAGCAGCCAUGGAUUCGGUUCUCAGGAAGCCAAGCCAACUGAGAAAGAAAAGUCUCCCGUGGGAUCUACAAGCGCGCCCACAGCAAAUCGUACUGUUUUAAAAGUUGAUACAUUGGCAACUGAAGAGCCCCAGAUCAUUAAAACAGACAACAGUUCUGAGGAAUUAUAUGAGGAAAAUCUGGAUGACUUUCUGUCGGAGGAUCGUCUUCUUCCUGUGUCUCCCACUCGGCCAUCACCAAAGUCUACAACUCAGCAUUCACAAACAGAAAAAGAUAGAAAUUGGUGGUGGCCUGAAAACCCAAGAGCACUGCCCAAUUUGCUUUUUACUGCAGAGCAGCCGGCACUCGAUGAAACAUGGGGGCAAUCUGGGGAGGAGGAGAAUCACUCUGAGCAUCUCACUGUGACUUUAACACAUGGUGCUCCCACUCCCAGACAUCAAACCACUGCUGGUGCUACAACAGUGAACUUUCUGGAGGCGGUUCAUGAUUAUAUCUCUGCAGAACAAGACGAUGGGGAGAAUUCAGGACCUUUAGGUUCUCUCUUUCCGGAAACUGUAACUCAGGUUAGGACUGAACUUGACGAAUCCGAAAUACCUCAAACAACCAGUGUGUCUACAUAUCUACCUGUUGCUGUCACGAUGGAGGAUUGGGACUUGGAUUCAAAUAAUCUUGCCACCAGUGAUAGUACAUUCUGGUAUACCAGCUUUGACCUCAGCACAACAUUACCUUCUUCCCCUGAGGAAUCCUCACCUCCUCCCACUUCUCCUUCCGCUCCCUUUCUUCUUAUCUCAGGUAAUGUAGACAUGUCUGACUCUUUGUCUUUAACUGGAACAGAAGUCAGACCUGAUCCGAACCUUCAGGGAGCUACAAUGAUCCUUCCAGCAGACUCACAGACAGCUACAAUGGAUUUUACAUAUCCUGCACUCCCUGAGACAACUGGAACAAAUCCCACAUCCCAGCCUCCGCUCUUUCAUUCAACUGACUUUGAUUAUAAUGAAAUAUUAAUUCCCUCAAGAGAGGUGGAGAGCAAAAUUAACAGUCAACCUAACCUUUCAAAGGUUACAUCAGUAACUCCUAAACUCAGCUCAGCACAGGCAAAGCAUAUGAAUUCACCAUCACCCGCUGCUCCGUUUUUCCCGACCCAUGGAGAAAGUUUUGGGACAAUUUCAGUCGAAAAUUCUGCCUCCCCACAAGUCAGCGGAGCUGCCUUCUGGAUCGCUGGUAACUGGAGCACUUGCUCCACCAGCUGUGGUCUGGGUGCUGUCUGGAGGACUUUGACUUGCAGUACUGGUUCAGAGUCUAACUGUGAUCCAACCAAGAAGCCUGCACCAGCCCGGCAGUGUUACCUCCGCCCCUGUUCCAUGUGGAAGCUAGGAGAAUGGAGUGCGUGCUCCAAGAACUGUGAAGGAGGCAUCAAAUUUCGAGAGGUCCAAUGUUUCGACCUGAGAGACGAAAGACCUCUGCGACCUUUCCACUGCCGAGCGAUGUCUACCAGACCGCCAACGCAGAAGCCCUGUAAUGUUCGGAUAUGUCUUGACUGGUACAGCUCUUCCUGGGGUCAAUGCUCUGAGGUGUGUGGAGGGGGCGAGCAGCAGCGCAUUGUGACCUGUCCAGAGGACAAUCGAUGCGACGAAGCCCUUCAACCUAGCAGCAUUCAGCCAUGCAACAUCCAGCCGUGUGCUCAGUGGCUGACUGGAUCUUGGGGACAGUGUUCAGCCUCUUGUGGGGGUGGCAUGCAGCAGCGCCUCAUCAAAUGUGUCGACACAAAGGUCGAGACUGAAGAAGAGGUGGAACAGAUUCAGUGUGACCAUGAACUGAAGCCUAAAAGCACCCAGAAGUGUCAUUUACAAGACUGCGAGAGCACCUCCCCAGGAACGGUUUGUGUUCAUGACCGGCUGACAGUUCGUUUGUGUCAGACGCUGCGCUCGCUCGGCCGCUGCCAGCUUCCCACUGUACAAGCAAAGUGCUGCAAAACCUGCAGAGCCCUCGCCGGCGUCACGUCACCUCACCGCUAA
Messenger RNA from Nematolebias whitei (Rio pearlfish), 5175 nucleotides. Its product is annotated as A disintegrin and metalloproteinase with thrombospondin motifs 7. Gene Ontology annotation, biological process: proteolysis; extracellular matrix organization. Gene Ontology annotation, cellular component: extracellular matrix. Gene Ontology annotation, molecular function: metalloendopeptidase activity. NCBI's taxonomy places the organism in Eukaryota, Metazoa, Chordata, Actinopteri, Cyprinodontiformes, Rivulidae. The coding region runs from base 1 to 5175 and encodes 1724 amino acids. The transcript is spliced from 24 exons. The record is from RefSeq and is a predicted model, not a curated record.